Molecule: messenger RNA, 3964 nt
Organism: Rattus rattus (black rat)
Lineage: Eukaryota; Metazoa; Chordata; Mammalia; Rodentia; Muridae
Gene: Syn2
Product: synapsin II
Exons: 13
Coding region: 130-1890 (586 amino acids)
Biological process (GO): neurotransmitter secretion
Cellular component (GO): synaptic vesicle membrane; synaptic vesicle
Molecular function (GO): ATP binding
Source: RefSeq, a predicted model, not a curated record
GCCCCAGACCCAGAGCGCCGCGGCUGUCUGCUGGGCUCACGGAGACGCGGACCACCUUUGGUCGCCCCGCGCCGUCCUCUCCGCGCCGCCUGGCCCGCCGCCUCGAGCGCCCUCAGUCCCUCAAGCCAGAUGAUGAACUUCCUGAGGCGCCGGCUGUCGGACAGCAGCUUCAUUGCCAACCUGCCCAAUGGCUACAUGACUGACCUUCAGCGCCCGGAGCCGCAGCAGCCCCCACCCGCCCCUGGCCCCGGUACCGCUACCGCAUCGGCGGCCACCUCAGCUGCCUCGCCUGGCCCCGAGCGCAGGCCGCCACCCGCCCAGGCACCCGCGCCGCAGCCGGCGCCGCAGCCCGCGCCGACGCCGUCGGUGGGCAGCAGCUUCUUCAGCUCGCUGUCGCAAGCAGUGAAGCAGACGGCCGCCUCCGCCGGCCUGGUGGACGCGCCCGCGCCUUCGGCCGCUUCCAGGAAGGCCAAGGUGCUGCUGGUGGUCGACGAGCCGCACACCGACUGGGCCAAGUGCUUUCGGGGCAAAAAAAUCCUUGGAGAUUAUGACAUCAAAGUGGAACAGGCAGAAUUUUCAGAGCUUAACCUGGUGGCCCAUGCAGAUGGAACCUACGCCGUGGACAUGCAGGUACUCCGGAAUGGCACAAAGGUUGUCAGGUCCUUCAGACCAGACUUUGUGCUCAUCCGACAGCAUGCAUUUGGCAUGGCGGAGAAUGAAGACUUCCGCCACCUGGUCAUUGGCAUGCAGUAUGCAGGCCUCCCCAGCAUCAACUCACUGGAGUCCAUUUACAACUUCUGUGACAAGCCAUGGGUGUUUGCUCAGAUGGUGGCCAUCUUCAAGACACUGGGAGGGGAGAAAUUUCCACUCAUUGAGCAGACCUACUACCCCAAUCACCGAGAGAUGCUUACACUUCCUACGUUCCCUGUCGUGGUGAAGAUUGGCCAUGCUCACUCGGGCAUGGGCAAGGUCAAAGUGGAAAAUCACUACGACUUCCAGGACAUUGCCAGUGUGGUGGCCCUCACCCAAACCUAUGCCACAGCAGAACCCUUCAUUGACGCCAAGUAUGACAUCCGGGUUCAGAAGAUUGGCAACAACUACAAGGCUUACAUGAGGACAUCCAUCUCAGGGAACUGGAAGACAAACACUGGCUCCGCGAUGCUGGAGCAGAUCGCCAUGUCAGACCGGUACAAGCUCUGGGUCGACGCCUGCUCUGAGAUGUUUGGGGGCCUGGACAUCUGUGCAGUCAAAGCUGUGCAUGGCAAAGAUGGCAAAGACUACAUUUUUGAGGUCAUGGACUGUAGCAUGCCACUGAUUGGGGAACACCAAGUGGAGGACAGACAGCUCAUCACUGAUCUAGUCAUCAGCAAGAUGAACCAGCUAUUGUCCAGGACUCCUGCCCUGUCUCCACAGAGACCUUUAACCACCCAACAGCCACAGAGUGGAACACUUAAGGAACCGGACUCCAGCAAGACCCCUCCUCAGCGGCCAGCCCCCCAAGGGGGCCCUGGGCAACCCCAAGGAAUGCAGCCCCCAGGCAAGGUGCUGCCUCCACGUCGGCUCCCCUCGGGACCAUCACUGCCAUCUUCUUCCUCUUCCUCCUCCUCUUCCUCCUCCUCUUCCUCGGCUCCUCAGAGGCCGGGAGGCCCUACCACCACCCACGGUGAUGCAUCCUCCAGCAGCAACUCCCUGGCAGAGGCCCAGGCACCUCAGGCUGCUCCACCACAGAAGCCCCAGCCUCACCCACAGCUCAACAAGUCGCAGUCCCUGACAAAUGCGUUCAGCUUCUCUGAGUCCUCCUUCUUCCGGUCUUCAGCCAAUGAAGAUGAAGCCAAAGCGGAGACCAUCCGGAGCUUGAGGAAGUCCUUUGCCAGCCUCUUUUCAGAUUAGCUCUUCAGAUACACGAGGGCAUCCGGCCCAACCAGGAAAGGCAUCUAAGACAUUCAUCAACAGCAGUCCGCCAUGUUUGGUGGCAAUGUCCCAUGACUUGACAUGUGUGGCCCCUUCUUCUGUUCCUUUGUGCUCAGUAAUUUGUGCAGCCCAGAAAUGACCAUGUGAUGGUCUCAGGGCAGGUGCCUACCCUGAGAAAGACCUGACAGUAGAGGAAAGGGCUGUUUCCCUGUAGUCUUAAGAGCUUUAUUCUGAAGUCAUCGUUGCUGUGAAUUUAGUGGCCUUAUUGUGACAGAGCCAUCGUGUCUUACUCUUCCCUGUGAAGCCAGGAUCUCUGUAAUGUAGGACUCCUGGCAGCUUAACCUAUCUCAGCAUAUCCUAGUAGUCAGUGCUACCUGUGGGAAAUAUGUUCUUACCUUAGAAGUAUUGUUGGCUCUAAGUUUUAGGAGCUUCUCCCCAAAGCUGGGUCUCCUGUGGUCCCUGUUGAAAGCACAUUCACCUGACCCUGCACUCCCUAGACUGCUGUGGAGGUCAAGUUCCUUGUGAUUGUUUGAAACAAGAGAACAAGGAUCCACAGUGUCUCCUUUCUCCCCUCUGGAGAGCAGUUCUGUUGUGUGAGCAUCAGUAACCUUGACCUUUCGAAGCUGUACUGUAGAAGAGAAUGCAUGCCGCUAUAACAGCAGUCCACCAACCUUUGUGUUCCUCACCUUAUGAAUGUCAAGACCUUGGUGUAAUAAAAGCAGCAGCUUUAACCAGCAUUUGAUUCAGCCCUGAGGUUCCCCGCUCUAGGUUGAGCGCAUACAUGGGCGUGCAGGUGUGUUUGUGACUAGGGAGUUAAAAGUCCAGGAGGGUAAAACUGCCGUUGCUGUGUGUGGGCAUGUGAUGGCAGGUGCGCACGUCUGUGUUAAGAAUGGGCCUGUACCUUGAAUAUCACAUACUGACGCUCCUGACAGCAGCUCCCCAGUGGAUCUGUCUCUUGUAGAACCGCUGACUGCCAACAGCUUGGCAUUUCUACCCAUUUGAUUCAAUCGCAGACUCCAGUAUGCACAACACCCCUGCUUGUCUGUCAGCCAAGUUAAACCCAUCUUUCCAUCUUUCAUCAAGAUCCUCAGCUAAAGUCCACAAGGUACAGCCAACAAGACAGAAGCAACCCGCUCUGAUGAAUUUGUCUCACAGCUGUAACUCAGAUAUUCUGAAGGCCUGUGGCUGGGGUGGGCCCUAAGGGCUUUUACUCCAACAACUUCUUCAUGGUUCUCUGAGGAUAAGUUCCACAUUUGCAUAUAUUUGAGAAAAAAAUCAGUGUGUUAACAUCUUAGCUAUGUAAUUCCCUGCAUGUGAUACCAUGUGAUAUAAACUCAACAAGUUAACAUCCCUUGAAAUGCCACGUCUGACACCAAUUUCUGUCCCUUCACAUGGUCAUAAGUAGGAAUUCCAGGAGGGCAGAGAAUGAAUUUCUGAGUCAUAUCAUCCCAUGUUUUUGGGGUCUAAGGACUGAGGCAGGUAAGGGGAGAAGUAUGAUUCCCACCAUCCCCCAUUGAAUGGUACCUGAUGAGUGAUAUCAUUCCUUCCUUGCACAGUAUACAAACCUACAGACAGCUAAACAAAGGGCAAAGAGCAAGACACAGGCAGUGGGGUGGCAGGGGCGAUCUCUCUCUCCCUCCCUCCCUCCCUUUUCCCCCUCCCCCACCUUGCUCUCUCUGCUGAGGUUGGAACCCAGGGCCUCAGAGUCUCACUCAUGCUAGGCAAGCACUAUACCUCUGCCUGCCCAGGUCUGCAUAUGCAUUCUGUUUUUGUACCUACUCGUGUGUCUUCAUAAGAAAAGUGAAGAUCUGAAGAAGCAUUAGGUCUAUUGCUUAUGCACAUACCAGUGUAAACAACAAAUGACAACUUGAGGAUGUGACACUACAAAGGGGUCUGGUGAGAAGCCAGUGAACUGUGGGAAAGGAAUCGGGGCGCACACGGGCAAAUAGUGAAGGAGAAGGCUCACAAAUCUUAAGUAAGGUUUUAUUUGUAUAAAUGCAUUUCAUUUCCAUGUUAAUUUCUAGUCUCUGGUAGUAAAAAUGUUCUUAUUGUA